Serendipita indica DSM 11827 is the source of this 2463-nucleotide messenger RNA. NCBI's taxonomy places the organism in Eukaryota, Fungi, Basidiomycota, Agaricomycetes, Sebacinales, Serendipitaceae. The record is from the annotation of a GenBank genome assembly.
AUGAGCACCACGCCGCUAGCAACACUCGCAGCAAACCAGCAACCGCGUCCGAGACUCCCAUUCUCAGACGCGCGGCAGGGUAACAACGUCCCAUCUAAACCUCAACCGCCACCGAAACCACAGAUGCCGCCGACGGCCGCACGAGCAGCAGAAGUUCAGCCACAUGAGAAACAGAAGCAGCUACCUGAGCCAAAGAAGGAAAAAGUCAGGCCGCCUACACCUCCUGCACUCAUCUGCGACGCGGAGGAGACGCUCGUGUUCCACAAGGUUGGGUUUUUGGGCGAGGGUGGAUUUGCACGUGUAUACGAGGCGACAGACGAGAAGGGCGUCCGACACGCCAUCAAGCUCUUUGCCGAAAUCAAAAUUCACAAAUCGCUUGACCACCCAAACAUUGUCAAGUUUGAAGAAUGCUUUGAGGAUGAAGAGAACGUCUACAUGGUCCUAGAGCUAUGCGAGAGUGGCUCGCUCGUUGACCUCAUUCGCCGCAGGAAACGUCUUACGGAGCUAGAAGCGAAAGUACUCCUGGUUCAGCUUAUUGGAGCGAGUGAUUGGAUGCACAAUCAUCAGGUUAUCCACCGGGAUCUGAAGCUGGGUAAUAUUUUCCUCGACGCCGAGAUGAACGUCAAAGUGGGAGACUUUGGGCUCGCAGCGCUGAUAGAGAACCCUGGUGACAGGAAAAAGACCGUCUGCGGAACCCCGAAUUAUAUCGCUCCAGAAGUGCUCUUUGAUCCAGGCAAUGGGCACUCCUUUGAAGUCGAUAUAUGGUCUAUUGGUGUCAUUCUUUACACUCUUGUUGUCGGGAAGCCACCGUUCCAGAACAAAGAAAUCAAGGCCAUCUACAAACGGAUCAGGGAUAACAUCUACGAGUUCCCUCCAGAUAUCAUUCUUACUCAGGACUGCAAGUCACUUAUUUCAGCAAUGCUCACUAAGGACCCCUCUCAGCGACCUGGACUGAGGGAGGUACUUGAGCAUCCCUUCUUUACCUCGUCUCUCGUUCCCGCCUCGAUACCUUCUACUGCUCAUGAGACUGCACCUCUAACCUCGGCCGCACUGCGAGAAGCAGCUCUUCUCGUCGAUGAACCUGAAGAAGAGGAAGGACCAGACUCUGCUCAAGCUGUGGCCGGAAGCUCACCAGCCUUGACGGCGACCUCUGUCGCUCAACAAGAACGCGAUUUCCAAAAGGCUGUUCAACCCGGAUCCCCUAUAUCUGUUCUGCUUCAAUCGGCAAAGCAACCUCUGGUUGUAGCAGCCAGAGACAAUGAAAACUUGAUCAAACGCCUAACAGCGUCAAGAGAGCGUGACGCGAGCGCAAUUUCCAGCUCGAGACGACCAGUUGCUGGCUUGAAAGGCAUUACAGAGGAGAAGGAGCCAGAAAACGAUCGUGUCACUGCUCUCAAGAGACAGCCUCGGGAGUUCAGCCGGAGCACAGUGGUGGAGAACCAAAAGGCUCGCAUCGUCGCUCAAAUGACAGCCACCCUACCAGCAUCUUCUUCGUCAGGUGCUGAAGAGGAUAUGAAGGGGAAGAAGUCACUUGCCGCGUCAAGCAGUGGUGGCCGACCGGUCAACGGCGCUGGGAGUGGGCUCAAGAACUCGGUAGCCACCCCUGACGUCUCCACUAAACUCAACACCUUCAAUGCAGUUGAAAUCACGCUGGCCACCGCUUUCACUUGCAUGAGUCGAAAUAAGCGGUUUGAUCCACCUCAAUCCAUGACAAAGAUUCCGGAGAUGCCAAACUUUUUGAUCUGCUGGGUAGACUACUCUAGCAAAUACGGCAUGGGAUAUGCCAUGAAGGACGGCACCGUUGCCUCUCACUUCAACGACAGCACCUCUUUGAUCAUGUCACCCGAUGAAAAGCAUUUGGAGUACGUAGUACGCCGAGGCAAAGGGGGUUCGACCUAUGUUCGCAAGCAUUAUGAAGUCGAGAAACGUCCAGACGACCUGGCCGAUAAAACGCGGCUUCUCGGCCAUUUUUCGACCUACUUAAUGCAGAAACUUUAUGGCGAACAUUCGUACACCUCUAUGGACCUCGAAAAGACGACUAGCAUGGACUUUGUGCAAAAAUACCUUCGUCUGAAGCACGCGAUUCUCUUCAAGAUCAGUAACGAAGUUCUUCAGUUCAACUUUUACGACCACACGAAACUGAUAUUAUCUCACGGCGGCCAUGUCGUUGCUUAUAUCAACAAGAAUGACGAGUUGACCCAGCACGACAGAAGAGGAAAAGCGACUACACGAAAACUCGUCUUGAAGCUCAAGUAUUGUCGACAAGUCCUUCGAGAAAUCCGCAAGGGCGAGCUCGUGCAGGUCAAGGCUGGUGCCGAUGGGUCAACACCUGUCUCCAAUUUGGAUGGCACGCCAGCUGAGGAUGUUGGUACGGUGCCUUCGAACCUGAAGAUUGAAGACAUUGGCCGGAAAACUUUGCCCCCUUCGACCUCCGCGCGAAUGAUGAAUGGCCAGAUUCGAUGA